UUCAUCAUCUUCUCUCCCCCUCCCCCCCAAGAACCCUUUCAUUUGCAGGAAAAACUUUAAGCCCUUUUCUUCUGUUCGGACCCCUUCUCUCACCUGCAGUCUCAUUAGUUUCUUCUAUAUCCAUCAAUAGUUUUGUUUGUUUGUUUGUGAUUCUCUGCAGCAGCAGUAGUGUUGAUCAAAGAUGCAUAAUACACGACAAAAACCACAAGAAAUAGUCUACACGAAGCAGCCUUACAUCGAGAAUGUAGGCCCACGCAGAAUCAAAAGUAUGCAAUUCUGCAUGAUGUCUGGAGCGGAGAUUGUAAAAGCUGCAGAGUGUCAAGUUCAUUUGGGUGUAUACUAUGACUCGAGUAGAAAGCCUGUUCAAGGUGGUUUAUUGGAUACCCACAUGGGUCCUGCCAAUAAAAAUAGUACGUGCCAAACUUGUGGUGCUGGGUUUCAUGAGUGUCCUGGGCACUUUGGAUACUUGAAUCUUGUCUUGCCUGUUUUCAAUGUUGGAUAUAUGAGCAAUAUUUUGGACAUUUUGAAGUGCAUCUGUAAGUCUUGCUCUCAUUUACUUAUGGGAGAUAAAUUAUAUAAAGAACAAUUGAGAAAGAUGAGAAAUCCCAAGAUAGAUCCUCUGAGAAAGAGUGAUCACGUGAAAAUGAUUGUAAAGAAGUGUAGUACCAUGGUGAGCAAUAAAGCUGUGAAGUGCAUGAGAUGUGGAGAUAUGAAUGGUAUGGUCAAGAAGGCUGGGUCUGCUCUAAGCAUUAUUCAUGAUCGUGGAAAAUUAGUUAAUGGCUAUUUGGAUGAAUGUAAAUCUGCAAUUUCACACACAAAAGAGUCUAGGGCACCAAUAAGUCCAGCUACAUAUAUUCUUAAUCCUGCCAGAGUUUUGUCUCUUUUUGAAAGAAUGUCGGAGGAGGAUUGUGAAGUGCUUGGUCUGUGUGACCGACCUGAGAAACUCAUUAUAACAAACAUUGCUGUGCCACCUAUACCAAUCCGCCCUUCUGUUAUCAUGGAUGGAUCUCAAAGUAAUGAAAAUGACAUCACAGAGAGGUUAAAACAAAUUAUUCAGGCAAAUGCUAGCCUUCGUAUGGAAUUACUAGAAGGAAGGAGGAGUAUGAACAAAUAUCUGGAUUCCUGGGAUGGUCUUCAAGCUGCAGUUGCACUCUAUGUAAAUAGUGAUGUUCGUGUUCCAAAUAAUGUGGAAGUUGGGAAGCCACUGAGUGGCUUUGUUCAGCGCCUUAAAGGAAAGCAGGGACGAUUUCGUGGGAAUUUAUCUGGGAAGCGUGUUGAAUACACGGGCAGGACUGUUAUAUCACCAGACCCUAAUCUGAAAAUUACUGAGGUAGCAGUUCCCAUCCAUAUGGCUCGGAUUCUAUCUUAUCCUGAACGUGUUUCCCAACACAAUAUUGAGAAGUUGAGGCAGUGUGUCAGUAAUGGCCCUCAUAAAUACCCUGGUGCAAGGAUGGUCAGAUAUCUUGAUGGUUCUUCAAAUGUGUUGACAGGUAAUUACAGAAAACGCAUUGCGGAGGAACUGAAAGUUGGUUGUAUAGUCGAUCGCCAUUUAGAAGAUGGAGAUAUUGUUCUUUUUAACAGACAACCAAGCUUGCAUCGAAUGUCUAUCAUGUGCCAUAGGGCAAGAGUCAUGCCUUGGAGGACAUUGAGAUUUAAUGAAUCUGUUUGCAAUCCAUAUAAUGCUGAUUUUGAUGGUGAUGAGAUGAAUAUGCAUGUCCCACAAACAGAAGAGGCUCGAACAGAGGCUCUCAUGCUGAUGGGGGUGCAAAACAAUUUGUGCACGCCAAAAAAUGGAGAGAUCUUGGUUGCUUCCACCCAAGAUUUUCUAACAUCAUCUUUUCUCAUUACAAGGAAGGACACAUUUUAUGACCGUGCAGCUUUCUCACUUCUGUGUUCUUAUAUGAAUGAUGGCAUGGAUGUUGUUGAUUUGCCAACACCUGCAAUACUGAAGCCAAUAGAGCUUUGGACUGGUAAACAAUUAUUCAGCGUCCUACUUCGUCCAAAUGCAAAUGUGAGAGUCUUCCUGAAUCUCAUUGUUAAGGAGAAAAUCUACUCCAAACCUAAAAAGGCGGAUAAAAGAGAAAAAGAAACAAUGUGCCCCAAUGAUGGUUUUGUUUAUAUCCGGAAUAGUGAGCUAAUAUCUGGACAACUAGGAAAGGCAACUCUAGGAAAUGGCAACAAGGAUGGACUUUACUCUGUUCUUCUUAGAGACUACAAUGCACAUGCUGCUGCUACUUGCAUGAAUCGGCUAGCUAAAUUGAGUGCUCGAUUUAUAGGAAAUCAUGGCUUCUCAAUAGGGAUUGAUGAUGUCCAACCAGGGAAAAAAUUGAUUGAUGAAAAAGGGAAAACGAUUUCAAAUGGUUAUCAACAGUGUGAUAAACUAAUAGAGGAAUACAAUGAAGGAAAGCUUUCACUUAAACCUGGUUGCGAUGCCAUUCAAACACUGGAAGCUGAAAUUACUGAGAAAUUAAAUAAGCUUCGAGAAGAAGCUGGUGAUGUAUGCAUGAAAGAAUUGCAUUGGAGAAACAGUCCAUUGAUCAUGUCACAGUGUGGAUCGAAAGGAUCCCCUAUCAAUAUCAGCCAGAUGAUUGCAUGUGUUGGUCAGCAAUCAGUUGGAGGUCGUCGUGCACCAGAUGGAUUCAUACACCGAAGCCUUCCUCAUUUCCCUAGAAAAUCCAAAACCCCUGCAGCUAAAGGCUUUGUUGCUAAUUCAUUCUAUAGUGGUUUGACAGCAACUGAGUUUUUCUUCCAUACCAUGGGUGGAAGGGAAGGUCUUGUGGACACUGCGGUCAAAACAGCCGAUACUGGGUACAUGUCUCGUAAACUAAUCAAAGGACUAGAGGACUUGUCUAUCCAAUAUGAUAAUACAGUACGAAAUGCAAGUGGAUGCAUAGUUCAAUUUCUUUAUGGAGAUGAUGGCUUGGAUCCUGCAAGAAUGGAAGGAAAAGGUGGAUUUCCAUUGAAUCUUGAUCGAUUGUUCAUAAAAGUAAAGGCCACCUGUCCUGCUGGAGAAGAGGACUACGUAUCUCCUUCAGAAAUCUCCAAUAUGGUGGAAGAUUUACUAGUAAAGUAUGAUAUGGCUCUUGGUGGCAUUUGUUCUGAAGCCUUCAAAAAAAGUCUGAGUUCCUUCCUUGGAGAUCAUGUGAAGAGAUUGGAAAGCAUGAUGAACCUGGUUGAUGGUGUUGAGGGGCAAAAUUCUGAGAAUAUAGAAGUUGGAGCUGUAAGAGGAAAUACAGAAAAUAUAGAAAAAAUGGCGCAUAAGAUAUUUGGUACUACUGAAAGACAGCUACAGGUUUUUUUGAGAACCUGCAUAGAUCGUUAUCUUUGGAAAAGAGUGGAACCUGGGACUGCAAUUGGUGCAAUUGGUGCUCAAAGUAUAGGAGAGCCUGGAACACAAAUGACAUUGAAGACAUUUCACUUUGCUGGAGUUGCAAGCAUGAAUAUAACACAAGGAGUUCCUCGUAUCAAAGAAAUAAUAAAUGGGGCCAAAAAGAUCAGUACACCAAUCAUUACUGCUGAACUUGAGCAUAAUACUAAUGUGAAUGCUGCUCGAAUUGUUAAAAGUCGCAUCCAAAAAACUACUUUAGGCCAGGUUGCUAAGAGUAUCAAAAUUGUGAUGACUUCAAGAUCAGCAUCUGUAGUGGUCUCACUGGACAUGAAGACAAUUCAAGAGGCACAAUUAUCUCUGGAUGCUAACAUUGUGAAGGAAUCAAUAUUACAAACUCCAAGAAUUAAACUAAAGCCACAGAAUGUCAAGGUUUUGGAUAUUAGAAAGUUGGAAGUAAUUCCUCUGGGUGACAGAGAGAAAGUUCAUUUUGAACUCCAUUCUCUUAAAAAUAUGCUUCCAAGAGUUGUAGUAAAGGGCAUAAGAACUGUUGACCGUGUUGUUAUUGCCCAAAAGAAAAAUGAGGGUAAAGGAAGUGAUCAAGAGCUCCCAACAUACAACAUGUUCGUAGAAGGCACUGGUCUUCAAGAUGUUAUGGGGACUGAAGGAGUGGAUGGACGCAAAACAACAUGUAAUCAUGUAAUGGAAGUUCAUAAAUACCUCGGAAUUGAGGCUUCAAGAAAAUGUAUUAUUGAUGAGAUAAAAAAUGUUAUGGAAGGUCAUGGAAUGAGCAUUGACAUACGCCAUAUGAUGCUUUUAGCAGAUCUAAUGACAUUUAAGGGCGAAGUUCUUGGAAUCAAUAGAUUUGGCAUUCAGAAGAUGGAAAAAAGUGUAUUGAUGUUGGCUUCAUUUGAAAAAACAGCAGAUCACCUUUUCCAUGCUGCUGUAAAUGGUAGGGAUGACGGGAUUGAAGGAGUUAGUGAAUGUAUCAUAAUGGGCAUCCCUAUGCAGCUAGGCACUGGAAUACUCAGAGUACAGCAAAGGGUUGAUCCGCUGCCAAUGCUGAGUUAUGGAGCCGAUCCAAUCAUCCCUUGAGAGUUGGUUUGUCCAAAGCUCAUCAACUGAUGCAUACAGAUGAUUGCAUUACACAUGGUGCAUGUGCAUUAGUUUGCUAUUUGUUAAAGGUUAGAAUAUGUACAUAGAAACCUAAAUUUUAUCGAAUGGUUUAAUAUAUAUAUAUAAUUAUAUAAUUUUGCUGCAGAAAGAAAGAAAAAUGAUCAACCCAACCCCCCAGGAAAAGCUCUAGUUUCUCUCCCAGAGUUAACCGUGUACCGAUGGUGAUAUUGGUUGCACAUGGUUGACUUCCAGUGAGCAAAUUAUGGACGUGUUAUGGCAGAGCCAUAACCUAGCAUAAAAACAGGGAAGAAGAAAAAGAAAGGGAGGAAGAGUUCUGUAUUAUAAUUUUGUAUUAUUUAAUUUAUCAAUAAUUGUUCCUUUACAUGUUUACAUUAUUUAUAACAUUUCUUAUUCAUUCA
This is a messenger RNA of Hevea brasiliensis (rubber tree), 4860 nucleotides long. RefSeq names its product DNA-directed RNA polymerase III subunit 1. The transcript has 27 exons. NCBI's taxonomy places the organism in Eukaryota, Viridiplantae, Streptophyta, Magnoliopsida, Malpighiales, Euphorbiaceae. The coding region runs from base 182 to 4420 and encodes 1412 amino acids. The record is from RefSeq and is a predicted model, not a curated record. Gene Ontology annotation, biological process: DNA-templated transcription. Gene Ontology annotation, molecular function: DNA-directed RNA polymerase activity; DNA binding.